UGUGUGGCGGUGAAAACCCUACAGCUGCGUCCAUCAAGCAGACAAAGCACCUUUUAAGUCCGUCACGUAGGCUACACACACUGACUCACACUCACACACACACACAGACCAGGGCAGACGGGAGCGAGUAAUAUCAGUAAGAGGUGCGGCUACAUGAACAAUAGUCUACACCUGCUGAAGAAAAUGACGCACCUGUCGCGUGCGCUUUCGAAAUAAUCAUCAUUUCAAUCAGCAAAAUCAAUCUUUUGUUGAUGCUGAUGUGGCGCUUUUGGUGCGCGCUGUGAUGUUUUGUAGCUCUCCAAGCAGAGCGGAAGGGGUUAAGGAGGUGUCGCCGCCGCCGGUGUGAGCUCCAGCGCGCGCUGAAACAUCUCCAACACAACUGACGUCUCCACAUCUCCACACGCGUUACCGCCAGGGUGCUGGAUUCAAGAAAAGAAAGCGCUCAAAGAAGGAAAGAAAAACAUUCCAACCUGGGAUUGGGCCAACGUCAGUUUGGUUUGAGGGCUCAUGGUGAGAGUUGUGCCUCCGACUCGAAGUGGCACGAAGUAAGCGCGCUGGCACCACUUCAUCCUGAACCGGAGAAAGGAUAGCAGCUUUUCUUCUUCUUUUCUACAACACACACACACACACACACACACACACACACACACACACACACACACACACUCACUCACUAGGAGACGGAGGUGAAGUGAAUAAGGAUAAGGCAAAGUGGAAGCGGCAGGGGGUUCGGAUGAGCGCGCGGCUCGCUUUCCCGUCCCGCGGCUCGCUGAUGAAGUUGUGCGGGCGCUGUCGGCGUGGCCCUCUCCGCUCACCGUGUAGAGGUGCGUGAGGCUCAGCUUCAGCUCCGGAGACGCGCCGCAUCCGGACCAGCGCAUCAGGAUGCCGGUGCGACGCGGACACGUGGCGCCCCAGAACACUUUUCUGGAUACCAUCAUCAGGAAAUUCGAAAGUCAGAGUCGAAAGUUUGUCAUAGCCAAUGCACGGGUGGAGAACUGCGCCAUCAUCUUCUGUAACGAUGGCUUCUGUCACAUGUGUGGGUACACACGGGCCGAGAUCAUGCAGAAACCAUGCACCUGUGACUUCCUGUACGGGGCGCACACCAAGCGCCUGGCCAUUGCACAGAUGGCUCAAGCGCUUCUGGGCUCAGAGGAGAGGAAAGUGGAGAUCACGCUCUACAGGAAGGACGGUGUGGGUUUUCUGUGUCUGGUAGAUGUGGUGCCGGUCAAAAACGAGGAUGGUGUGGUGAUCAUGUUCAUCCUAAACUUUGAAGUUAUGACUGAAGACAAACUGCACAACCCCAACCAGGGGCUGAACCAUAGAGUGCCUCUCCCCUGGCGCUCCACAAAUCGAGCACGUCGUAUCCGUCUGCAUUUGCCUCUCCUGAAGUCACACAGUAACAGCAAGUCAUGUCUGCAUGAGGACCCUGAGGCAGGCCGUAGUGCUGACAUCUCUGCCACUACCAGCUCUAGGCGUGGCAGCGGCCACGAGUCUCUGGCUCUUGGCGAGCUCGUCUCACUGCCAGAACACGAGCAGGUCCACCCUUCUGCCACCACACCAUCGGGCACGGCAUCCUCCUCCCUGUGGCCUGAUGACAGACGCACCCUCCUGGGAAGUGAGUCCACGCCGCCUCCUUCGGCCCCUACACACUCCUCCACAUUGCCCCUGGGCCAGUCAUCGCCACGGGCACACAGGCUCAACCCAGACACCUCAGCCUCCAACUGCAGCCUGACACAUAGCCGCUCGCGUGAGAGCUUCCACAGCAUGCGCCGCGCAUCCUCUGUAGAUGACAUAGAGGCCAUGAAGCCUGAAUGGGAUCGCAGACACUCCAUACGACCAGCGAGCAGCAGUACAGGUGCAAUGAACAACAAGUCCAACAUGCUUAACUCUACCUCCGAUUCAGACCUCAUGCGCUACCGCGCCAUCAGUAAGAUCCCCCAGAUCACGCUCAACUUUGUGGACUUUAAACCUGACCCCCUUAUUGCUCUCCCUCCCGGAGAAAUGGACAUCAUCGCUCCCUGCAAGCUCAUUGACCGCACACACAACGUCACAGAGAAGGUCACACAGGUGCUGUCACUAGGCGCUGAUGUCCUUCCUGAAUACAAGCUCCAGGCACCACGUAUCCACAAGUGGACCGUGCUGCACUACAGCCCCUUCAAGGCUGUUUGGGACUGGCUGAUUCUUCUGCUGGUGAUCUACACUGCCAUCGUAACACCAUACAGCGCUGCCUUCCUGCUUGGCUCAGAGAAGGAGAAUGAUACCUGCACAUACUGCAAGCCGCUCAACAACGUGGACCUUGUCGUCGACAUCAUGUUCAUCAUUGACAUCCUCAUCAAUUUCCGCACCACUUAUGUCAACGCCAACGACGAGGUGGUGAGCCACCCACUGCGCAUCGCUGUGCACUACUUCAAAGGCUGGUUCCUCAUUGACAUGGUGGCCGCCAUCCCCUUUGACUUGCUCAUCUACGACAAUGGCGAGGAGACAACCACUCUAAUCGGUCUCCUAAAGACGGCGCGGCUCUUGAGGCUGGUUCGUGUGGCCCGGAAGUUGGACCGCUACUCGGAAUAUGGUGCAGCUGUCCUCUUCCUACUCAUGUGCACUUUUGCGCUCAUUGCUCAUUGGUUGGCCUGCAUCUGGUACGCCAUUGGAAGUGUAGAACGCAGCGGUGCCAUCGGCUGGCUCCACACGCUAGGGGAUCAGCUUGGGAAACCCUACAAUUACUCCGCUGUCAACUCAGGACCCAGCAUUAAGGAUAAAUAUGUAACUGCCCUAUAUUUCACCUUCAGCAGCUUGACCAGUGUAGGAUUCGGCAAUGUCUCACCCAACACCAACUCAGAGAAGAUCUUCUCCAUCUGCGUCAUGCUAAUUGGAUCCCUCAUGUAUGCCAGUAUCUUUGGGAAUGUGUCAGCCAUCAUACAGCGGUUGUACUCUGGUACGGCACGCUACCACACUCAGAUGCUCCGGGUGAGAGAGUUUAUUCGCUUCCACCAAAUCCCCAACCCGCUCAGACAGAGACUGGAGGAGUAUUUCCAACACGCCUGGUCCUACACUAACGGAAUUGACAUGAAUGCGGUACUGAAAGGCUUCCCUGAGUGUCUUCAAGCAGAUAUAUGUCUGCACCUGAACCGUACUCUCCUGCAGAACUGUAAAGCUUUUAAGGGAUCCACUAAAGGUUGCCUACGAGCCCUGGCCAUGAAAUUCAAAACCACUCACGCCCCACCUGGUGACACGCUUGUCCAUGCUGGUGAUGUGCUCUCAGCCCUUUACUUUAUUUCCAGAGGAUCCAUCGAAAUACUACGUGGAGAUGUGGUGGUGGCCAUCUUAGGAAAGAAUGAUAUAUUUGGUGAGCCCAUCAACCUGUAUGCUCGACCAGGCAAGUCCAACGCUGAUGUCAGGGCGCUAACCUACUGUGACUUGCACAAGAUUCACAGAGAGGAUGUUCUGGAAGUUCUGGACAUGUAUCCAGAGUUCUCAGAUCACUUCUGGAGCAACCUGGAGAUCACCUUCAACCUGAGAGAUACCAACAUGAUUCCUGGGUCUCCAAGCAGCAAUGACUCAGACUGUACUGGCUUUAACAAGCUCCGUAAAAGAAAGCUUUCCUUCCGACGGCGAACAGAAAAAGAUGAUGCAGAUGCAGGAGAGAUCAAGAAGAACCAGAAACCAGUGCGACGUAAUAGGAAACAGGCCAGGAGUAAUCAGAAUGAGGGAUUAAAACCGGACUUCGAAAGGCCUCAGAGUUCAAUCUCUUCCCACUCCAGUGGUGAUGAAGGGGAGAAUCUUGUUCAUACACGCUCCACUCUGCCAACAACAUUACUGGAGCUCUCUCAAGCCCAAGGCACUUCUAUGAAUUUUAAUGACAACCCAGAGGUUGAAGCAGAUCCUAAAACAGGCAACACCUGCAAUGCUCUGUCAGGUGCACUCUCAGGUGUGUCCAACAUCUUUAGUUUCUGGGGUGAGAGUCGGGGCCGUCAGUAUCAGGAGCUGCCUCGCUGUAAUCUACCUUCACCACCACCUCAGCACGACACCCCAUUACACAGCAUCUCAAGACAGCAGCGGAGCCAACUGGAGAACAGGCUGGACAUGCUACAGACACAACUCAACAGGUUGGAGACCCGUAUGUCCACAGACAUCAGUGCAAUCAUGCAGUUGCUCCAGAGGCAGAUGACGAUGGUGCCUCCAGCCUACAGCACAGUGUCCUCACCUCCCCAGGCAUCACUGUACCUCGGCUCAAGCCCGGGUCCUGAAGAGUCACUCGUUCAGACUGUCACACCUUUGGAGUCUGAGAGACUAUCCUCACUCUCACAGAUUCUGGACCCUCAGGACUUUGAGGAAUUCCCUGCCAAGUCGUGCGGGUCUCUCCACUUCGUGACAGAGCCCUUAAUUAGCCCAGGAUCUGCCCCUCUGCAGGAUCUGACCAGCUUCGACCACAACGCUGAACCUCCAGACCCCAACACCCAGCGGCGUUUGUCCCUCCAGGAACCACAAACAAUUCUGGACUCACGGACACCGCAAAGACACAGCUCCGAUCCUGGGAGCUAGAGAGGGAGGGAAGAAGGAGGAUGAGGAAACAAUGAAUGAAUAGAGCAAACACAGAUAUUACGCGGUUCCUCAUUUUCCUGCCCCUCUCACUACUUUUCAGUCGUUUGAUCUCUCUUUCUCUUCCUCAUGCAUCUCAUGGGGCUAGGAAGGGGGUCUCUUCCCUUCAUUCCAGUUUUUGCACUGAGGUAGGAGGUGUGAAUGGAGGGAUGAGAUGCGACACAUGCGUAUGCUGGAGCUGGAGGAGGACUGUCACUGUCCGAAUCUACAGGACUUAAAGACUAUAAUCCACUGAGUGCAACAUGAGGAUGGAGGCCCUUUUAAAAAUCUCUGCUCUAAAUGUCCUUAAAACUGGUGGAAACAUUAGCAAUCUGACAUUGAAAUUAACAUUAAUAGCAGUGCUGGUGUGGAAGGGUGUCGAACAUUGUUCACCCUUUCUGGCUUUUGUUAAAAAAGCGGAAUCCAUCCACAGGAAGGCGUCCAUGUUCAAAUUGUCCCUUUACUACUGUUAUCCAGUAUUGGA
Molecule: messenger RNA, 5059 nt
Organism: Ictalurus punctatus (channel catfish)
Lineage: Eukaryota; Metazoa; Chordata; Actinopteri; Siluriformes; Ictaluridae
Gene: kcnh2b
Product: potassium voltage-gated channel, subfamily H (eag-related), member 2b
Exons: 17
Coding region: 883-4539 (1218 amino acids)
Biological process (GO): regulation of heart rate by cardiac conduction; membrane repolarization during action potential; potassium ion transmembrane transport
Cellular component (GO): membrane
Molecular function (GO): inward rectifier potassium channel activity
Source: RefSeq, a predicted model, not a curated record